AUGUUCCUGCUUUUCCCAAUUCUGGCUCUCCUUGUGCCAAUUUCAUCUGCUGAGGACUUGGAAACUCCACUAGACGAUAAAGAAACGUUUGAGACAAUCAACAGUAUGUACACUAAUGACUUGGUUUGGAGUGAUGAGUGGGCAAAAAAGGCAUUGGACUGGCUUAAGUCUCCACACUAUCGACAAAGUGAGGAAGCUGAUUUGAUUGUUGGAGGGAGAAGCUUGAUUGACAAUGCAGAUGACAAGCCAGUAUGGCAAAAAAUAGUCGACGUCUUAGAGAUCCAGAAUGAAUGA
This is a messenger RNA of Haemonchus placei, 294 nucleotides long. The record is from the annotation of a GenBank genome assembly. Lineage: Eukaryota; Metazoa; Nematoda; Chromadorea; Rhabditida; Trichostrongylidae.